Bolinopsis microptera is the source of this 1262-nucleotide messenger RNA. RefSeq names its product very low-density lipoprotein receptor-like. Gene Ontology annotation, molecular function: protein binding. The transcript is spliced from 8 exons. NCBI's taxonomy places the organism in Eukaryota, Metazoa, Ctenophora, Tentaculata, Lobata, Bolinopsidae. The coding region runs from base 276 to 884 and encodes 202 amino acids. The record is from RefSeq and is a predicted model, not a curated record.
AUGUGACUUUUGAGAAGUUUUAUCAAUGUUUUAAAUGUAUCCUUAUCUGCGCAUUGAAAUGGCGCAAAUUCGUAUAAAAAGCACGAAUUUUCAGCUGACGCGCGCAUUUGCGCGUUUCCAUUUGUUAAAUUUUUAAAUUUUAUUUGAUUUUUACGGGGGGUGUAUGUUGUGAUUUAUUUAUUAACCAUUUAUCAUUGUUAGGCAUGUAGACAAAUUUCCAGUUAUCGCAAGAGUUGUCUCACUUGUUCAGAACACGAAGAAUAACAGAAUAGAGAAUGAACAUGUCUCUGAAAAUCGUUGUGGUCACCGCUUUGAUGCUUUUGGCAGUGAGUGCAGGUCUUGGAAUAGAGAAAGCGUGUGAACAAGGAUUUUCGCCGUGCUCGAACGGUGAAUGUGUCGAAGAUGCCUGGGUAUGUGAUGGGGAACAAGAUUGUAGUGAUGGGUCAGACGAAAAAAACUGCUCAGAGUGUCAAGAAGGAUUAUGGUUGUGCUCGGGCGAUGAGAAAUGUAUCAUCAAUGCCUGGGUAUGUGAUGGAGCAGACGAUUGUGAUGAUGGGACAGACGAAUCAACUGCAACCUGCUCUCCUGCAGCUCCAGAUUGUAUUGAAAAUGACGGAUCAGAGUACAGGGGAAAGGUAGCUGUCACAAAAUCAGGACGCAAAUGCCAGGGAUGGGACUCUCAAUCACCUAACACACAGAAUUUUGGAUCCAAGCAAGAAUACACUAGAUUAGGACUGCAAGAGAACUAUUGCAGAAAUCCAGACGGUGGCUCAGGCCCCUGGUGUUAUAAUGGCGAGCUGGAACUGUGCCUCGAUGGGAGUACUGUGAUACACCUACAUGUGGUAAUUAACUGUGGUGAAUUUUUUGCACAAGGUCAUCAGUAAGCCAGACAACUAAAAAGGAGCUGAUGUACAAGAAGUUCAAACGAAAAGGAUUAUAUAAUUUAAAUUUAGUGACUGAAAUUUGCAGCAACUGGACUGUUUAAGUUUUUUUUGAACUUCAUUGUUUUCAUAUUAUAAAGUCUUUAUGCAUAUAAUUUUUUGGAGCAUCAAACGUCUUUAAAUCAGGAUAUACGCAUAUUAUUAUUAUAUAUGUUUACUAGUAUGUUAUUUAAUAACGUGAGAUACUCGUAAAAUAUUUAUUUCAAAUAUUCAAGAACGUCGACGAUUUCAACGAUCGGCGCGUUUUGGUAAUAGUAGAUUAUAAACCUACAAGUACAAUAUGUUAUACUACCUUAUGAUAUAUUUUAAUUUGUCUUAAAA